This is a messenger RNA of Xylaria bambusicola, 1755 nucleotides long. RefSeq names its product 1-phosphatidylinositol-4,5-bisphosphate phosphodiesterase. The record is from RefSeq and is a predicted model, not a curated record. Gene Ontology annotation, molecular function: phosphatidylinositol-4,5-bisphosphate phospholipase C activity. Gene Ontology annotation, biological process: lipid metabolic process; phosphatidylinositol-mediated signaling. The transcript has a single exon. The coding region runs from base 1 to 1755 and encodes 584 amino acids. Lineage: Eukaryota; Fungi; Ascomycota; Sordariomycetes; Xylariales; Xylariaceae.
AUGGCCGAUUCUAUCACUGCUGGUCUAGCUAGACUCAGCGCCUUCACGAAAGCUGCUCGGGGGCAAGACGCGGAGGACGUGGGUGAGGAAAUCGACAAUCUCACCGUAGCCGGAGGAGGUCAUAGCUCUCGUCCAACAGAAAUCACAAGUCACCAGCUGACCAUCAGUCACGCACUCAAGUCAUUCCUUGCAGAUAAUCACAUCGUAUCCAAGAGAGAUGCAGCUCUUGAGAUGGAAGGCUUGAGUCCGGCUCUGGUAGCUUUGCUCAGCAAGCCGCAUAUCCAAGUGCCUCCAGAGCUAACAGACCGAUCCCAUCCUUUGACAGAGUACUUCAUAAGCUCCAGUCACAAUACGUAUCUCCUUGGACAUCAGCUCCGGGGACAAUCCUCAGCUGCUGCCUACGAAUCUGCUCUAAUGACUGGGGCACGAUGCGUUGAGAUCGAUGCGUGGGAUCAUGACGAAAACGAGGACGAGCCAAAGGUCACCCAUGGGUACACUUUGGUCUCGAACAUUCCAUUCCGUGCUGUCUGUGAAGCCAUCCGUGAUGUCGUCGACAAAGAGGCGGCCGCGGCCGUAGACCAGCAGGGCUACCGGGCUGCCCCUAUCAUUUUGUCCCUCGAGAACCACUGCGGGGCACAUGGGCAGAUGCGCUUAGUGGAGAUCAUGAACGAGGUCUGGGGCGACAGACUUCUCAGCAAAGCAGUCCGCGAGAAAGGUCAUCGGGAGCAAGAAGUAAAAGACGAGCAGAUACAUCUAGACGAACUAGGAUCCAAGAUAGUACUUAUCGUCGAGUACUUCUUCCCAACUGCGGAAGACAAAGACGGCGAUGAUAGCAACUCUAGCUCUGAAGAUGAAGAUGACGAGGAGAAGCAAGCUCGUGCGGCAUACAAGGCAAGAAAGAAGGCAGUCAAGAACGGCAAAAUCAUCCCGGAACUCGCGGCUCUGGGUGUUUAUGCCCAGUCCGUGAAGCCUAGGGAUAACUCGUGGUAUGAAAGCGAGCUGAUUGACGCGCCUCAUCACCACCUCAUCAACGUCUCCGAAAGUGGCCUUCAGGCACUCAUGCCCGCGAACAGCGAGAAGAUUGCCCGACACAACGCAAAGUAUCUCAUGCGCGUAUAUCCCAAAGGUACCCGUAUAUCGUCCAAAAAUCUAGCCCAGGUCCCUUUCUGGGCCGUUGGAGCGCAGAUAUGCGCAAUGAACUGGCAGACAUUCGGCGGCAGCAUGCAAUUGAACGAGGCCAUGUUCAGCGAGACAGAAGGCUACGUACUAAAACCCGCCGCUUUGAGGGCAGGUGGGAGUGGGCAGUUGAACAACGGACGGCGGAGGAAGCUCCGUCUACACAUUGCCGGUGCUUCGAACGUCCCUGUGCCGGAGGGAAGGGAUGCAGAAGACAUCAAGCCGUACGUUACGUGUUCGCUCGUGCACCCUGACGAUGUCAAUGGCAAACAUCAGAAGAGAAAAACCAAGUAUUACAGACAACACAAGCUCGAGUUCCUGCACAGAGGCGAGAAUCCGCCGCCGACAGAUCCUAUCUGGGAUGACAUUUUGGAGUGGGAAUACGAUGACAACGAACUCGUCUUCCUGCGCAUCUUUAUUAAGGAUGACAUCAGCUUUGAGGAGAACCCGAUUUACGCUUUAACGGCCGUUCGAUUACUUUACGUUGUUCCGGGCUGGAGCUUCAUCCGCCUGCUCGAUUUGAAAGGUCAUGAAACGAGAUGUUCUCUUUUUGUCAAAUUUGAUUUUGAGACAAUAUAG